This is a messenger RNA of Microtus ochrogaster (prairie vole), 1607 nucleotides long. It is a transcript of the gene Kdf1, whose product is annotated as keratinocyte differentiation factor 1. Gene Ontology annotation, biological process: regulation of epidermal cell division; keratinocyte development. NCBI's taxonomy places the organism in Eukaryota, Metazoa, Chordata, Mammalia, Rodentia, Cricetidae. The record is from RefSeq and is a predicted model, not a curated record. Gene Ontology annotation, cellular component: cell junction.
AUGCCCAGGCCCGGACAGCCUCGCCCAUCGUCUGGGCCGCCACGCUUGGGUCCCUGGGAGAGGCCAACAGAGCUAUGCCUGGAAACGAAUGAUGAGCGCUCCCAGCCCCCACCAGGCCGCCGCACCCGCAGGCCAGACCCCAAGGACCCUGGUCACCACGGACCAGAGAGUAUCACCUUCAUUUCAGGCUCUGCAGAACCGGCCACCGAGCCCCCAACCUGCUGCCUCCUCUGGCGCCCCUGGGGGUGGGACUGGUGCAGGGCUGCCUUCUGCUUUCGCCGCUGCAGGGAUUGCCUGCAGCGCUGUGGGGCUUGUGUGCGGGGCUGCGGCCCCUGCUUAUCUGGUGGGGACCCCACUGAGGGGUCUGCCGAAGCCGCCUGGGUCAAAGAGCCCAAUGGUGUGCCGCCCAGCCCGGACCGUGCACCUCCCAGCCGCCGGGAUGGCCAGCGGCUCAAGUCCCCCAUGGGCAGCAGCUUCAGCUACCCUGACGUUAAGCUCAAGGGCAUUCCGGUCUACCCCUACCGCCAUGCCACCUCCCCAGUCCCUGACUCGGACUCCUGCUGCAAGGAGCCCCUACCCGAGCCCCCUCCCACACGGCACAGCCUGCCCAGUACCCUCCCCAGCAGCCCCCGCGGCUCCGAGGAGUAUUACUCCUUCCACGAGUCGGACCUGGACCUGCCCGAGAUGGGCAGUGGCUCCAUGUCGAGCCGGGAGAUCGACGUGCUUAUUUUUAAGAAGCUGACAGAGCUGUUCAGUGUACACCAGAUCGACGAGCUGGCCAAGUGCACGUCGGACACCGUGUUCCUGGAGAAGACCAGCAAGAUCUCAGACCUCAUCAGCAGCAUCACACAGGAUUACCACCUGGACGAGCAAGACGCCGAGGGCCGCCUGGUGCGCGGCAUCAUCCGCAUCAGUACCCGCAAAAGCCGUUCCCGCCCACAGACCUCCGAGGGGCGCUCGGCACGCUCUACAGCCCCCGCUGCUGCCCCUGAUAGUGGCCAUGAGACCAUGGUGGGCUCUGCCCUCAGCCAGGAUGAACUGACAGUGCAGAUCUCCCAAGAGACAACAGCAGAUGCCAUCGCCAGGAAGCUGAGGCCAUAUGGAGCCCCAGGGUAUCCAGGCAGCCAAGACUCAUCCUUCCAGGGCACGGACACAGACUCUUCAGGGGCACCCCUGCUGCAGGUGUACUGCUAACCCCCACUGGCCCAGCAGUCACAGCCCCUCCUGGAAGAAGCAUAGCCAGCGGAGUCGAGGAACCAGGACCCCUUUGUGUGGAGGCCAGAUCCUGAGCCCAGAAGCAGUGACCGUGACCUCUGGCUUCUUUCGCUGAAUGACUUUAGACCACAUACAUUUCACAGGACCAUGGUGCCCCGACCUCUGCCUGUUCAGCUGGACUUACUGCUGCCUGGGCCUGUUUCUUCCUGUGAGCUGAAAGCAAAGUCUUGGGAAGUAGCUUCCCAGUUCCGUUCCCAUGUUACCCUAAGCAAUUAUGGAAACUAUAGGUUGGGUUGGGGACAGAUGGCCUCUUUAUGUGAUUCUCUGGGCAGUGCCCACCUGUUAUGUUGCUGAGCAGUUUGUACUGAUCUUGGCUGUUCUAUAUUGUUAAC